Osmia bicornis bicornis is the source of this 2848-nucleotide messenger RNA. RefSeq names its product probable RNA-binding protein 19. The coding region runs from base 74 to 2770 and encodes 898 amino acids. Gene Ontology annotation, molecular function: RNA binding. Lineage: Eukaryota; Metazoa; Arthropoda; Insecta; Hymenoptera; Megachilidae. The transcript has 16 exons. The record is from RefSeq and is a predicted model, not a curated record.
CAUAACCUCUUUAAAACUGCAUGUAUGCAAAACGUAUAAGCUCAAAGUUUUUAACCAACAGUUAUGAUACAAAAUGUCACGACUGAUAGUAAAAAAUUUGCCAAAAAAUAUUACAGAUAAAAAGUUGAAGGAACAUUUUAGCCAGAAAGGUUUAGUAACAGAUAUACAGUUGAAAUAUACAAAAGAUGGCAAAUUCAGGCGAUUUGCUUUUAUUGGAUUUAAAACUGAAGAACAGGCUAUUGCUGCUAAAGAGUACUUUGACAAAACAUGUAUUGAUACUUGUACAAUAUCCGUAGAGCAUUGUGCGAGCCUAGGGGAUUCGUCUAAACCCAGAUCAUGGAGUAAAUAUGCUUCUGAUAGUUCAAAGAGCUUGAUAAAUAAUAAAGAUUCUAAGAAUACAAUAGAAGAUAAAUGUUCAAGUGAAACAACAGCAGAUGAACAGAAAAAGAAAAAGAAAGGCAUAACAAGUGAAGUUAAAGAAGCAUUGAAAAAACAUAAGGAUGAUCCUUUAUUUGUGGAAUUUCUUGAAAGCCAUACAACGAAUAAAGCAGUAUGGAAUAAUGAUACAACAUUAAUAACUGAUCAAGACAAAGAACAUGAGGAUCAUAACAAGGAAACUGCUGAUGAAGACGAUAGUAAAGAGGAGAAACAAGAAGAAGAAAAAGAAGAAGGGAAGAAAGAAAAAAUUGCAGAGAAAGUUAUAUCUGAUUUAGAGUAUAUGGAAGCCCUGAAGAAGAAAGAAAAGAGUACCGAAACGAAAAGAGAGGAUGCAAACGACAAUAAAGGUGCAUCGAAACAUGGACUUGUACAAUUUUUCACCGUAAAGCUUCGAGGUUUAGCGUACAACCAUAAGAAAAAGGAUAUCAAGCAAUUUUUUCGUCCACUGGUACCAAAAUCGAUACGGGUACCGCAAAAAAUCAAGGGAAUUGCUUUUGUUGGUUUCAAAACAGAACAGCAACUGAAGAAAGCGUUAUUAAAAAAUAAAAGUUUUUUAGAUGGAAAACAAAUAUUUGUAACAAAAUACGAGAAGAUAGAAAAGAAUGACGAUAAAGAACGAAACGAAAAUAACAGUGAUAUUAGAUGGAAAAAGCAAGAGGAAGCGUUGAAAAACGAAGAAAGUGUAGCAGAGUCCGGAAGAAUGUUCAUUCGAAAUCUAUCUUACACGAUCACAGAAGAUGAUAUUCGAAAAUUGUUUGAAAAAUAUGGUCCUUUAACCGAAGUAAAUCUCCCCGUGGAUAAAACAACCAGGAAACCAAAAGGAUUCGGCACGAUUACAUUUUUAAUGAGCGAACACGCGACAAAAGCUUACAGCGAAUUGGACGGCACGAUUUUAGACGGUAGAAUGUUGCACAUUCUUCCUGGCAAAGCAAAAGCUAAUCCCUUGGAAGAUAUUGACGAAACAAACUUAACUUACAAACAGAAAAAGGAACUGAAGGAUAAAGCCACUGCAGGAUCCACGCAUAAUUGGAACACUCUUUUUCUUGGCCAAAAUGCAGUAGCGGACAGUAUAGCUGCUAUGUACAAUACAUCAAAGGAAAAGGUGUUAGAAGAUGGAUCAAAAGGUAUGAGUGCCGCGGUUAAAUUGGCAUUGGGAGAAACGCAAUUAGUUCAAGAUACCAGAAAUUUUUUGGAAGAACAGGGUGUCUGCCUGGAUGCGUUCAAUCAACCACCAAAUAAACGAUCGAAAACGGUGUUACUUGUUAAAAAUCUACCUGCUGCAACACCUUUAAGAGAAAUUCGACAGUUGUUUGCACCGCACGGGGAAUUGGGAAGGGUCGUAAUGCCACCAUCAGGAAUUACAGCUAUGGUGGAAUUUUUAGAGCCUUCAGAGGCACGCAAGGCGUUCGCUAAAUUAGCAUAUACCAAAUUUAAACAUUUACCACUUUAUCUGGAAUGGGCGCCUGACAAUAGUUUCUCUACUCCUCCUGCAGACAGGACAAAAGCGACGAACGUCAAUCCAGACGAGAAAACGAAGAAACAAGAAACCGGGAAUGCUACAAAACAGGUAGAAAAAUCCUCAGAAAAUGUAAAUGAUGAAAAUAAAGUUAAUAAAAAGGUGGAAAGCGAAGACGAGGAGGAAUCCGAGCCGGACACCACGCUUUUUGUGAAGAAUAUUAAUUUUGCGACCACGGAGGAACAACUGAAAACGUAUUUCAGUAAAUGCGGCCCGCUUCACUAUGCCUCGAUAGCGACAAAGAAAGACGUUAAGAAUCCUGGUGGGAAAUUGUCGAUGGGUUAUGGUUUCGUUCGAUACAAAAGGAAAGCUGACGCGGAUCGUGCGCUUAAAGUGUUACAAAUGACCGUGUUAGAUGGGAAAAGCUUGGAACUUAAACGUUCUGAAAGAACGUUAACAACCGACGUGAAGAGCGGUAAAAAAGCAUCGAAAGUGACAGAGCAGACGGGUACGAAGAUCCUAAUAAGGAACGUGCCGUUCCAGGCAAACGUCGCGGAAAUAACUGAGCUCUUCAAGGUAUUCGGAGAGCUAAAGGCGGUGCGGCUACCAAAGAAAUUGGUUGGCGUCGAGAAGCAUAGAGGAUUCGGAUUCGUGGAAUACUACACGAAAAGCGAGGCGAAGAAAGCUUUUAAGGCUCUUUGUCAAAGUACCCACUUGUAUGGUCGACGUUUGGUCUUGGAAUGGGCUCAGACUGAAGAAGGAGUAGAAGAUAUUAGGAAACGAACCGCUAAACACUUUUACCAAGGAGGCGAGGACGCGAAGAAGAGUAAGAAGUCUACGUUGAAUCCGGAGGACGUCGGUUUGGAAGUGGAAUAAUUUAUAAUAAAUUUCAAUUGUUCGUAAGGUUCUUGUAUAUAGUAUUUACACUAAAAAUAAACCAUCCACGUGACUGGG